This is a messenger RNA of Naumovozyma castellii, 876 nucleotides long. It is a transcript of the gene CUP2, whose product is annotated as Cup2p. The record is from RefSeq and is a predicted model, not a curated record. The coding region runs from base 1 to 876 and encodes 291 amino acids. Lineage: Eukaryota; Fungi; Ascomycota; Saccharomycetes; Saccharomycetales; Saccharomycetaceae. The transcript has a single exon.
AUGAUUAUGCUAAAUGGCGAAAAGUACGCAUGUGAUCUAUGCAUUAGAGGUCACAGGUCAAGUUCCUGCAAUCAUAGGGACAGACAGCUAACAAAGUUGAAACCAAAAGGUAGACCUUCUACCACAUGUAUGCACUGCAAAGAGAUGCGGAAAGUCAAAAAUGUGAAUCCAUCGGGCGGUUGUCCUUGUGGGAAGAUACAGAACUCCAAGAAUGAGAAUGAACUAAAAGUUUUAAAGAAGGCGGCUGCUGGGUGUACUUGCCUGACUGGUGGGACAUGCCGUUGCCAUAUAAAGAGAAGAAGGGCCAAGAAUGAAGAUCAGAGUCCUAUCUCAACUACCCAAACAACAGAUUCAUCUGUCGAUAACUUAUAUGAUGACCUCAUAUCAGGUCCAAUAUUGCUAGAUGAUGUCUUAACACCAAUCUUUGACGAUGCAUCUCCAACAAUGUCAGGUAGUGUGCAACAGGGGAGCAUAAAAAAUCUGUCACCCAUUGACGAAUUUUUGAUUGAUCCAAAAACACCUUUAACUGUAAUUUCUGAUGAUGAGCAGAAUUCUGACUUGUCAAGUGCCAUUAAGAAUGAGUCUUCAAUGGCAGAUAUUAUUAAACAAUUUGCUGAGUCAGACCUCCAGGAUGUUAAUGGCCUGACUCCGACAGAUCUUUUACAACCAAAUGGUGAAGAAGUAUCUCUCUUGAUGACUAAAACAGAACCACAACUGAACAAUGGUGAUGAUAAAAUCCAAAACCCAAAAGAAAACGAGGACGACCUAUUUAUGGAUCUAUUAGACCUAAACAAUCUGCCUGAAAUAAAUCAGUAUGAUUACGAUUCCCUUAAUAUAGCCCCAAAUUUGGCAUUGAAUAAUUCAACGCCGUCAUAA